AUGGCCAAGAAAGGUAACAAGAAAAAGUCAAACGCUCGCAAGGUACAACAACAAAAGAAGGUUAUUACCACACCUACUGCUACUACGGCUCCUGCAACCCCCGAAGAGUCUUCGCCUGUUACACCUGUCAACGCGCUCGCUGACAAUGAUAAAGCCUUGUUGACAGAGGAACCUCAGGUUGCUGCUGCUGCUGUUGCAGAGAAGGAGAUUGAGCAGAUCGAGAAGGAGGGCUCAGAGGAGAACAUCAAGCCUGUCGUCACUGAGAAGAAGGAGGAGGUGCAAGAGGAGGAGGAGACCGCAGAGAAGCCAUCUAUCCUGUCCAAUGCAUCAGAGGAAGCAUUGACGUCCACAUCUGAGAAUAUCGUGGAAUCUCUGCAAGUCAAGGAUGCCUUGGAGGAGCCUCCCCAUGUCGAAGUCAAGGCUGAACCUGUCGCCGUCGUCUUGGAUAGUCUUCCCGAAACUGAGCAGCCUGUAGUGAUUACAUUGGAGAAGGCCAUCAUUCCUGAAGAACAGCAAACCACCAUUGAAGUAGAGCCUGUGCCCGAGGAGAUCUCACCCGUCUUGCCCAAGGUGGAGACUGAAGAAGACAUCCCCUUGCUGCAAGAAAAGAAGCAAGAUCAAGAGCCUGUUGUCCUGGUUGUCUCUGAAUCUGAGACUACCUCCUCUACAAGCGCUAAAGAAGAAGAGAAGAAAGAGGCUACCACUGCCGCUGAUCAAGGUCAAUGGACAUAUCAAGCAGUUGGUGAGCAAGAUGCCCAAGUCAAUGCAACUGAAUCUGAUUCAACAAAGCCUGAAGAAGCACCCUUAAAAACUGAACAGGAACCCGAACAAGCUAUUACUCACGAAAAUGAUCAAGUACCUGAACAAAAAGAACCUAAAAGUCUCCUCGUGCCACAAGCAACAGAGUGUGAAGCCAAAAAUGUACAAGAGCCUCAUGUAUCGGAACCUACCAUCACUCCCUCUGUCAGUGUCGAAGAGGAACCUGUUCAAGAGCAAACAUCUGCACCCGUCUCAACCACCACCUCCGCCAGCACCACAGAACCUAUUGAUGUAUCAAAAGUCGCUCCCCCUAUUGUUAUUGUCAACAAUGUCGAUCAACAUCAGGAACAAGCCCAAGCAGAUGUGGAUGUUCCCGCUCAAGCAGAUGUGAAUGCUCCCGCUCAAACAGAAAAGGAAACUGCUCCUCCUGUUAGUACCACAUCAUUGGAAAAGGAAGACACACCCACUAUUCGAUCACAAAGUGUAUUGACAAGCAUCAACACAGAUGCAACCAUCCAGGAAGAAGAAAUCGCUACUCCCAAGAGCUCUCUCAAGAAGAAGCGAAGCAUUCUAGGCAAGGAAAACAAGAGUGUGACAAAGAGAAAAUCACAAAUUUUAGGGUUAUUUAAACGUGGUGGGGACAAGACUCCUCCUGUUCCUGAGUUACCUGUGAUCCAGCAAGCAACAGAAAAGAAGCAGCAACCAGAAAAGAAAUUAAACAAACGCAAAUCUUGGAUGUUUUGGAAAUCAUCUAACACUAAUGCUACUGCAGUGGCAACAGUACAACCAAAAAACUAG
Messenger RNA from Mucor velutinosus, 1557 nucleotides. RefSeq lists its product as uncharacterized. NCBI's taxonomy places the organism in Eukaryota, Fungi, Mucoromycota, Mucoromycetes, Mucorales, Mucoraceae. The transcript has 2 exons. Bases 1 to 1557 code for a protein of 518 amino acids. The record is from RefSeq and is a predicted model, not a curated record.